This is a messenger RNA of Drosophila hydei, 1008 nucleotides long. RefSeq names its product fat body protein 2. The transcript is spliced from 2 exons. Gene Ontology annotation, molecular function: alcohol dehydrogenase (NAD+) activity. The record is from RefSeq and is a predicted model, not a curated record. Lineage: Eukaryota; Metazoa; Arthropoda; Insecta; Diptera; Drosophilidae. Bases 215 to 991 code for a protein of 258 amino acids. Gene Ontology annotation, cellular component: cytoplasm.
UUUGAUAAGAAAAAUCAACGGAAAAAGUCAACAAACCUUGCAAGUGCUUAUCGGAGGCGUUGUCGAAAAGCAAACAUCUGGUCGCAAGACCAAUGCAGCUGACCCCUGACCGAGCACCCCAUGCAGGUUAAUCGUCAUUGCACUCGAGAUAUAGCCGAUGAGCUGCCUAUAAAAGACGUCGCCGGAUCGGCUAAGUGCAUAACAAGCAGACAAGAUGUACGACUGGUCGGGCAAGAAUGUGGUUUACGCCGGCGGCUUCACGGGCAUUGGAUUCCAGCUGAUGCAUCAGCUGAUGCAGCGGCAGCUUAAGUUGAAGAUGCUCGGCAUAAUGCAUCGCAUGGAGAAUGUGGAGAUGAUGAAGAAGCUGCAGUCGGAAAAUCCCAGCGUCAAAGUCGUAUUCAUGCAGGUGAAUCUAAUGGACAAGUCAUCCAUAGAGCAGGCCAUGAAGAACAUGGGCCAAACGAUGGGCAACAUCGAUGUGCUGAUCAACUGUGAGGAUGUGCUGCUCGACAAGGACGUGGAGACGACCAUGGGCGUCAAUUUGAUGGGCAUGAUACACAUGACAAUGAAGGCCAUGCCCUACAUGGACAAGACGCAGAUGGGCGCCGGCGGAAUGGUGGUGAACAUGUCCUCGGUCUAUGGCCUGGAGCCAGCACCCGCCUUUGCUGUCUAUGCGGCGGCCAAGCACGGCGUCAUUGGCUUCACACGUUCGAUGGGCGACAAGCGUAUCUAUCAGAAGACUGGAGUCAUGUUUAUGGCCAUGUGCCCCGGCCUGACCAACACCGAGAUGAUGAUGAAUCUGCGCGACAAUGUUACAUGGAGCCAUGCCGAGUCCAUGGUGGAGGCCAUCGAGAGCGCCAAGCAUCAGACGCCCGAGCAGGCUGCCAGCCAAAUGAUGAAAGCCAUCGAAAUGAUGAAAAUUGGCAGCAUGUGGAUCGUGAGCAUGGGCCAGCUGAAGGAGGUGAAUCCACAAAUGUAUUGGCAAAUGUAAAGCAAGCUGUGAGAUCA